Molecule: messenger RNA, 1275 nt
Organism: Melanotaenia boesemani (Boeseman's rainbowfish)
Lineage: Eukaryota; Metazoa; Chordata; Actinopteri; Atheriniformes; Melanotaeniidae
Product: putative claudin-24
Exons: 1
Coding region: 45-710 (221 amino acids)
Biological process (GO): cell adhesion; bicellular tight junction assembly
Cellular component (GO): plasma membrane; bicellular tight junction
Molecular function (GO): structural molecule activity
Source: RefSeq, a predicted model, not a curated record
CUCCCUCUGGACAGCAGGGAGCUGAGACCCUGAACGUUGACAUCAUGGACUCGAGCACUCAGCCUCUGGAACUGCUUGGGGUCCUGUUCUCCGCAGGGGCCUGGUUUUGCUCUCUGGCCACCACCCUGAUGCCCUCCUGGCUCACCCUAUCCACAGAGCUGCUCCCCACCGAGAGCUUUGAGCUGGGGCUGUGGGAAACCUGUGUGAUACAGGAUCUGGGCUUGCAGGAGUGCCGGCCCUACGACAGCCUACUGGGUCUCCCACCAGACAUCAAGUUGGCCCGGAUUAUGAUGUGCACUGCACUGGGUGCAGGACUUCUGGGCCUGCUGCUGGCUAUCCCGGGAAUGAACCUGGUCAACAGCUGCCAACGUCAGAAGGAGUUGAGCUGCAAGAGGGUCCUGAAGGCAGUAGGUGGGACGCUGAGCCUGGCAGCUGGGAUUCUGGUUCUGGUACCAGUCUCCUACAUCGCCCACCUUACAGUGGUGCGUUUUUUUGAUGAGUCUGUCCCAGAUGUGGUUCCACGCUGGGAGUUUGGCGAUUGUCUGUUCUGUGGCUGGACAGCUGGAGUCCUGCACCUGGUGGCGGGGACGCUGCUUCUGACUUCAUGUCUGCGUCUAGAGGAGCAGAACUGUAACCUGCCAGUCCACAUCCCGCUGGUCCCGGUCCAGCCGGGACAACGCUUUGCAAGGUCCAGAACCGAGUACGUCUGAGACCUCAUCUACCCUGGUCAAAACCCCAAGAGUCCUGAUGCAUCAGACCAAAAACCAGGAACUUCAGACCAAAAACCAACGCUUUCUGCACCAGAAAUCAAACAAAGAUGGACAAAGUUCCAUCUCCACAGUUGAGGUGACUGAAGGAACUGUGGAGAAACUCAAGCUGCAGUAGAAUCAGAUUGAACUUUGAUCCCUAAAUGAGUCUGGCUGGAAAAUUCACAAAUUCUGUUGAAAGUGUUCAUUGGUGGUUUUACUUGAUCCUGUCACGCUGUUGUGUAACUGUGUUAUUCUGACUCUUGUUGGCAUGUGAAGGUUCGAACGCCCUUCAUCUCAUACUGGACUUAUUGUGUGUGUUUGUGUGUUUCCAUUUCUUUAUCAAUCAGUCACAUGUUUUUUUGUUGGAGCCAAAGAGACAAAAAGCUGCUGCUGGUUGCUGCUUCUUUCCUUCAUUUACACACUUUCAGAGCUUCAUGAUACAUGUAAAAACCCGUAGAGCAAUAAACAAUGUAGAAUGAUAAAGGUUUAUUGGUUAUAGCAGAUAAAUGACUGCACAUGAUGUAAA